AUGGCAUCAGCGAUGAGCAAGCGCCUCGAAGGCAAGACUGUCGUAGUCACUGGCGCCUCUUCAGGAAUUGGAAAAAGCACAGCUAUCGAAUUUGCUCGCACCAGCCCUAAAAACCUCAAACUCAUCGUUACCGCCCGCCGAUUGGAAGUCUUGGAACAAUUGAAGGAGGAAAUCAAGAAAGAGGUUGGAGAUGGUGUCAAAGUUCUGCCCGUCAAGCUGGACGUGAGCAACCCGGAGGAAGUCAGAAACUUUGUCGGAAACUUGCCAGAGGAGUUCAAGGAUAUCAAUGUUCUGGUCAACAAUGCCGGUCUGGUCAAGGGUGUCGCCAAAGCACCUUCAAUCGCUGAAGCAGACAUCAACGUCAUGUUCAAGACAAACGUUACUGGCCUUAUCAACAUGACUCAAGCUAUUCUCCCCAUCUUCCAAGCUCGCGGAGAGUCGGGAGCCGGCGACAUCAUCAACGUCGGCAGUAUCGCCGGACGCGAACCUUACCCAGGCGGUAGCAUCUACUGUGCCACCAAGGCUGCUGUUCGCUCCUUUACAGACGCCCUCCGCAAGGAACUCAUCGCUACCCGUAUCCGUGUUAUCGAGAUUGACCCUGGUCAGGUGGAGACAGAGUUCAGUGUUGUCAGAUUCUAUGGAGACAAGGCUGCUGCAGACAAGGUUUAUGAGGGAUGCGAGCCUUUGACACCGGAAGAUAUUGCUGAGGUUGUUGUGUUCGCUGCUGGCAGACGGGAGAAUGUCGUUUUGGCCGACUCGCUGAUCUUCCCUAACCAUCAGGCCGCUGCUACGGUUAUGCACAGAAAGAGUUAG
Aureobasidium pullulans EXF-150 is the source of this 813-nucleotide messenger RNA. Its product is annotated as NAD(P)-binding protein. The record is from RefSeq and is a predicted model, not a curated record. The transcript is spliced from 3 exons. Lineage: Eukaryota; Fungi; Ascomycota; Dothideomycetes; Dothideales; Saccotheciaceae. Bases 1 to 813 code for a protein of 270 amino acids. Gene Ontology annotation, cellular component: cytosol. Gene Ontology annotation, molecular function: oxidoreductase activity.